Molecule: messenger RNA, 2120 nt
Organism: Drosophila bipectinata
Lineage: Eukaryota; Metazoa; Arthropoda; Insecta; Diptera; Drosophilidae
Gene: ND-51L1
Product: NADH dehydrogenase (ubiquinone) 51 kDa subunit-like 1
Biological process (GO): mitochondrial electron transport, NADH to ubiquinone
Molecular function (GO): NAD binding; NADH dehydrogenase (ubiquinone) activity; 4 iron, 4 sulfur cluster binding
Source: RefSeq, a predicted model, not a curated record
AACAAGGAUUUGGAUAGAUUGGGAGAAGCUAUUUACCUUGAUCCAGGCAUAGUCUACUCCGAGAGCAUUGGAAUCUACUUCCCAAGAUAUCAACUACGAGCGGACGAUAGCGAAGAAUGCUCUGAUGAGGAGCCAAAGAAGAAGGAGCCAGUUCUCACAAAGUUUCCAGUCAAGGAAUAUGUUAAGUGGAGAACCUGCGAGGAACAGCAGGCCCAUGAAGCCAGGUUGUUGCAAAUACUGAAGGAAAAGGCUUCCGGGCCGAUUGUUCCAUUUCCGGAAAGGCCUGAGCUGGCUCCGCCGCGCACAGAAGACUUUCCAUUAAAGGAUAAGGCCGAGAGGUUCAUGGAUCAGGCUGAAAAGGAAGCUUACAAGCAGCGAUUAGUAAAACGGCUCAAGGAGAACUCCAGGAAUGCCCAGAGUGUAAUUAGGCAAAUAAGAAGGGACUGCGAGGAGAAGAAGCGAGCUAAAAAGAAGAAGGACACUUCUUCUGAUUCUGGCGAUACGAAGCCUCCAAUGGAAGCCAAGGAACCCGCCAAGCCCCCAGCAUCUAAAACUCCGCCGCCACCGCCACCACCUCCUCCUCCUCCGCCUCCACCCCCUCCUCCAACGGGCGGUGCCCCUCCAGCCAAGGGUGGAGCCCCUCCCGCCAAAGGUCCGCCGCCUCCCCCGAAAGCUCCACCACCGGGAACACCACCACCUCAAACAAAAACCACCUUCGGUCCACUGGCCGACGCUGAUCGCAUCUUUACGAACCUAUACGGGAAGCACGAUUGGACCAUCAAGGGGGCCAUGAAGCGAGGAGACUGGUACAAAACCAAGGAGAUCCUCGAAAAGGGCGACAUGUGGAUCGUCAACGAAAUCAAGACCUCGGGACUGCGAGGACGUGGUGGCGCCGGGUUUCCCAGUGGCCUCAAGUGGUCUUUCAUGCACAAGCCCCCAGAUGGACGUCCCAAGUUUCUGCUGGUCAACGCGGACGAGGGAGAGCCUGGCACCUGCAAGGAUCGUGAGAUUAUGCGCCAUGACCCGCACAAGUUGGUGGAGGGAUGCCUCAUCGCCGGAAGGGCAAUGGGGGCCAACGCCGGCUACAUUUACAUUCGCGGCGAGUUCUACAACGAGGCAUGCAACCUGCAGUUCGCCAUCGUGGAGGCGUACAAGAAGGGGUUCCUGGGAAAGAAUGCCUGCGGCUCGGGAUUCGACUUUGAUCUUUACGUGCAGCGCGGAGCCGGAGCCUAUGUGUGCGGGGAGGAGACCUCCCUCAUCGAGUCCCUCGAGGGCAAGGCUGGCAAGCCCCGCAACAAGCCCCCCUUUCCCGCGGACAUUGGGGCCUUCGGCUGUCCCUCGACGGUGACCAAUGUAGAGACGGUGGCCGUAGCCCCCGCCAUCUGCCGGCGUGGCGGCGCCUGGUUCGCCAGCUUUGGACGCACUCGCAACUCGGGAACCAAGCUCUUUAAUAUAUCGGGACAUGUCAACAAACCAUGCACUUUCGAGGAGGAGAUGUCCAUGCCCACAAGGGAGAUGAUAGAACGCCAUGCCGGCGGGGUGCUGGGUGGCUGGGAUAACCUGCUGGCCAUUAUUCCAGGCGGCUCCUCGACGCCGUGCAUUCCGAAGGCGGAUGUGGAGAAGGCCAUCCAUGAUUACGAUGGCCUGAUGGCGGUCAGGUCGUCCAUGGGUACCGGGGCCAUUAUUGUGAUGAACAAGGACACAGACAUCAUCAAGGCCAUUGCGCGGCUGGCCGCCUUCUACAAGCACGAGAGCUGCGGACAAUGCACGCCCUGUCGCGAGGGCCUCCACUGGGUGAACAUGAUCAUGCAGAGAUUCGUCACCGGACAGGCGCAGGUCGGAGAGAUCGACAUGUUGUGGGAGAUCACCAAGCAAAUCGAGGGCCACACCAUCUGCGCCCUGGGCGACGGUGCCGCCUGGCCGCCACAAGGACUCAUUCGCCAUUUCCGGCCUGUUAUCGAGCAGAGGAUCCAAGGCCGAGCAAAGGCCGAUCGCGAGGCGGCAGCCGCAGUACCCACGAAGUUUCCUUGCCAAACUAUUCCCACUUGUGCCGAUGCCCAGCGGGAUAUUUGUCCAAAAUAAAGCGUGCCAGCCAUAUCACCGUUUGCUCUGAAACAACC